Hylaeus volcanicus is the source of this 4591-nucleotide messenger RNA. RefSeq lists its product as uncharacterized. Lineage: Eukaryota; Metazoa; Arthropoda; Insecta; Hymenoptera; Colletidae. Bases 193 to 1143 code for a protein of 316 amino acids. The transcript is spliced from 7 exons. Gene Ontology annotation, cellular component: membrane. The record is from RefSeq and is a predicted model, not a curated record.
GCUGAAAGCUUCUGGUAUCGAUCCGUCCGCGCCUGAGCUUUCUCGUUCGCCUCACAAGCUUCGCGAACGUCGCCUGGGUAGAAUCGUCUUGCGUGGAACUGCGCCGAGAGCAGGCGUAUUUUUUCCCCCGAUUCUCGCUAUCCAGUCGUGAUUUUCCAGCGGCAGCUAUCGCGGAACACUGAACUAGGGACGAUGGCGCGUCGCGUGGACUAUGCCAAGGCGAUCAUCAUAUUGUGGUGCGUCUCGAGCACGGCGUUCAGCGUCCCCAGCCCUUCGUCAGCGCCGCUGAGAUUGAACGACGAACUCUACACGACACGCAGGGCGGUCCAAGUCCUCGUCGAUCUGCCCGUUUCCAAUUCCAAGCUACCCCUGAAUAUUUCCAAGCCGGUGGUGAACUCUGAGCUGUGGACCACGACGACGAUACCCGCGGAGACGACAACGACGACGACGACGACGACAACCCACAGGACGUUCUCCGCGGAGCAGCCAUUGUAUCGUUUGGACGGCAGCAAUGGACAAGCCUGCAUCCUUCUGCAAGUGGACGCUCUGAUCACCGUGAAAUACCGGACGAAACUCGGGGAAGAUCGAGAAUCGAGCAUUUACGUCCCCGACAACGCCAUAGUGACCGGUAACUGCAACAGCGAGACCACGGUGACGAUGUCCCUGAAGUGGGACGCGUUCGUCCUAUCGUGGAGCUUCGCCAAGACGCCAGGUGGGGAGCGAUGGUACGUGGAGAAAAUUGAGCUGACCUACAAUUCCAGUGAUCGACACUUCGAGCACAUCGACGAGCCAAACAGGACAAUCAGGCUGAGCACGGGGCAAAAGCACGCCGCCAUGCUGUUCCCCACGCCCGUUGGAAAGUCGUACUCCUGCAUAGACGAGAAGAUCAUCCCCCUGACCGAUGGCAAGAAUCAUGCCAGCGUGCUGCUCAGAGACAUGAAGCUGCAGCCGUUCAAGUUCAAGAACAAUGAAUUCGCAACGGAGUUUUCCUGCACAUCGCUAGGCGCCCGCGGAUUUCGAGACGAGACCGCCCCAGUGGCGGUCGGCUCGACCCUGGCUGCUGCAGUCUUGCUGACCAUCACCGGCUACGCGGCCUAUCGCUACUUCAAGGUGAAGAAGGUCAAGUACGACACCAUGGAAUAAAUCCCCGGAUGCCGAAGAAACACGCGAGACCUACUUCAGAGGACAACCGACACUCCCAAACGAGACAAACCGUACCUUCUUCGUCGUCGAAUCCUCUUCCUCGAGCCACGACCGUUUCCAACCUGGUCGAUGGAUCUACUCCAUAAUCAGAUCUAACCAAGGAUUUCGAAACCCAAACGGGUCUCAUCCAAAGGUUCGUCGACGUUGGUAGCCGAACAGAGGAGUUCGCGAGGAGACUGCGUUCAUUUGUAGGAUAGCAAUCGCCAUUUUGUUAGAUUCAACAUCGAUUCAGGUUUCCGUUUCCGUGGAAAUCUCGAUGAGGACGUUGGGAAACCAGAGGGUGGUUGCUAGCCUUUUAAUUCGAGGAAGUCGACUCACUCUUCUCUAAACAAAGUCUUUUUCAUAAUCAAGCAAGAUGUAAUGUUGAUUUAAUCUUUGGUUUGCAAGGUAAAACGAGACUCUCUCCUUCGCGUUGCAACCAAGGACGAAGCCGUAAGGGUUUCACUUUUUCUCGAAUCCUGUUAGGUUCGAAUCUGUUCUCCUAAUCAUCGUCAUAAAAUCCUGUCCAAUAUCCUUUGAUUUCCAAUGCGAAAUUCCUCUCCAUCGCGAAGCAACCAAAAGUUUCAAGGAUUCCAUUUUUUGUUUCAACCCUGUCAGGUCCUAAUCCUAAUCACCUUUCCAAUAAUCCUCAUCGAUAGCCGUGACACGUAUAUUCGCGCAAUAUUUCUUCCAUCGAGCGCAAACCGGCGCGGUUUGCUUAAAGUUUUCGUAAGGCAUCGUGUAUCCCUCGCGCACCGACGCGGGGCGUCGUGUUACGCGACGCAUCGCAACGUUUCGUUUCGCGAGCUUCCUUCCACUCACUGGGUUAUGAUUCGCGUUGUACGCCUCCGUGACCCCGAAAUAAACGCCCUGUCAGGCAGCUGGAGAACUCUUAGAAGUCUCGUUUCGUCGAACUCCGUUCGCGACGGGACAUUUUCGCGUCGAUCGCGGCCCUAAUCUAUUGCUUCGAUAGUUUAUCUCGCCCUUUGUCCUGUAAAUACUGUAUUCAGCGAUCGUUGCGUCGGGCAGCUUCGACCUUACAAGGUUCCUUUCAGGAUUCCUCGAAGGAUUCGUCUACGUCCGAGUCGUCGAGUCUUGUAUCGAGACGUAAGCAAAGUCUUACAAUUCGACGGUCGCUCGUGGCAGUUCCUACGCGUGCGCAACGAUCGCUGGAGUAGCUCGUUUCGUUUCUAUCUAAUAAUUCUCGAUGUAACAUAUCGUGUAAAUAUGUUUGGGCGAUCGACGAAGCUGGCGAGUGAAUUACUCGAUGCAUUUUUUUUUCACGCCGAGACCACCCUCGCCACCGGGGGAGGACGGAGAAGGUGUCGCUCUUAUUUCGCAGUUUUCUAGCGUCGCGAGCUUCGACGAUCGCGCGAUGAUUUUUGAAGAUUCUUUAAUAUGUCGCGUGCAUUCAUUAUUAGUCGAUGGAUAGUUCCAUUUCAACGAUCCGUCAGCGUAUGGAGUCGUUCUUGGAGGAACAUCGUCGCUAACGAUCUCGGACCCUCCGUUGCUGGAGUUCUACUCGAUUUUUCGGAAGAGAGAUUAAUCGGUGUUUGUUGAUUUUUGAGCAGAGUCCUCUUCGAGGUGGAAUGUCCUGUAAAAUUUGCAGUAGUGCAAUGGGGGGUUCGGGUACCCUCAUAUCAAGAUUACGUAAGUUCGAAGUGAAAAGAGCGCCUCCAAGAGGAGGAAUAUCAAGAACAAUGAAGGAUAACGUCGAACGAUCCGCCAAUUCACGCUGGAUACGCAGGGUGUUCGGAGACAGGUGUCGGGGACUUUAACAGCUGAUUCUAUGUACCGAAACAAAACGAGCCAGUAAUUGUUGAACAGGCACGACAAGUUUGAGAAGCUCGUUUAACUUUUUAGUAAGACUCAAAACCUGACGAGACCUCAACACGAGAGCGCAGAACUUAAAUACCCUCUUUACGAGUCACAAAGUAAAAAAAUCCUCAAACGCAAUUUUCUUUUGCUACGGAAUACACUUAAAUUUCGUGGCAUUUGUCUUCGACCACCCUGUACAUAUGUAGUUAUAGUUAAGGAGCAACGGCGUACCUAAGUGUAACGCAUACGCUGCGCGUAUAAAUUUACAAUUAUCGAUAUGUGCGUAACAUAUGACCUCUGUCUUCCAAGUGCAUAUUAAAGUUGAAACUUCGUGUGUAAAUAUAUAAAUACAUACAUGCAUGAAUGCAUAUUCAUAUAUAUAUACAUACAUAUAUACGUAUUAUGGAUAUGUCGUGCAUCGUAUUUCUGUGACGAAGUCGACGUCGUCGUUAGGCGUCGUCGUUGGGCGUCGUCGAUUCGCGAGUCAGCGUCGGCAGAACGAUGGAAUGUGUUUCCCUUUUCGCGCGAUUCGAGGAAUUCGAGAGGCGUGCGCGCCGUGGAUCGGAUCUCUCUGUCGAUCGCGAGAUGGCUCAGCGUUCCAACCUUUUUUUCUUUUUUUUUUUCGAACCAUCAGACAAAGAAACGAAGUUACUUCACGAUACGGUAUUAUAUAUCACGGGGAUGGUCUAGAUGUAAUUUACGAAGAUGUGUAUUUUUGUGCUAAAGCCAAUCUUAUCAUAGACGUUAAUAACGGAUACGAGUUAGGCCGUUCUCCCACUCGAACGACGCGAUCUAAGGAUUUAAGGAUCACCAUUUGAACGUUCCGUAAUGCAAGAAGAGAUUUCCAAACGUUAGAAUUUGUUUCGAUACAAAUGGCGGUGUUCUCACUUUAGUCCCUUUUCCACCUAAACGAUGCAACUGAAUCGCAGCGAAUAAAAUUCCCUCCUGACUAUUGAACCUUUAUUAUACUACAUAAUUAUGAACGAUAAUUAUUACGAGAUCGAAAUUCCUUUGGUAGUCAAUUUCUACUUACGGUUUCCUCUCCAUCGCAGUCGAGUUCUAUAGGCGAGAGAAUGGCAUAGACAAACCCUAUUCCUCGAUCAUCGUCGCUUCUAUACUGAAACACGAAUAAACGCAAUUUAAUACACUUUGCCCGAAUCAAGUGAAAACGUGGCAUAACUUAUAUCAAUAAGAAGGAAAUCAAAACAUUGAAAUGACGAAUCGAUUCCUGUUUCCGAGUGAUCGUUUCUUUGACGACGUCGUUCGAACGGGGGAGUGGCUUUGGUCCGUAACUUUGCAGCACUCGUCGUGGAACACUGUCGACGUGGUGCAUUUUUACCAGAGAAAUGUAGGAGGAAAGGACACGCCGAGGAAGAGUGCUAAGUCUCGAGAAUUUCGGUGGGACUGAGUCGAAUUACGAAUCAUACCGCUUGACCUAUUUCUGCAAACGUUAAGUCUCAUAGUAAUUAUUGUAACAUCACGGUAGGAGAGGACGGAUUACGGAUUCUGCGCGAUACAGCGACACGGUGAGUAACGUGCGGCUAUUAAAAAUUGUAUCGUAUCGAUAAAAAUAAAGGCUGUUAUACAAGUU